Molecule: messenger RNA, 517 nt
Organism: Hyaena hyaena (striped hyena)
Lineage: Eukaryota; Metazoa; Chordata; Mammalia; Carnivora; Hyaenidae
Gene: SPRN
Product: shadow of prion protein
Exons: 2
Coding region: 75-515 (146 amino acids)
Biological process (GO): protein import into nucleus
Cellular component (GO): nucleus; membrane
Molecular function (GO): nucleic acid binding
Source: RefSeq, a predicted model, not a curated record
CCGCGGUGUGGUCCCAGCAGCAGUGGAGGCCUGGGCGGGUCCUCCCAGAGCAGCCGAGGGUUCGCCCCACAAGCAUGAACUGGACGGCCGCGACUUGCUGGGCUCUGCUGCUGGCCGCCACCUUCCUCUGCGACAGCGGCGCGGCCAAGGGCGGCCGAGGAGGGGCUCGCGGCAGCGCCCGGGGAGGGCUGCGUGGGGGCGCCCGCGGGACCUCGCGGGUGCGCGUGCGGCCGGCGCCCCGCUACUCGGGCUCCUCCCUGCGGGUGGCCGCGGCCGGGGCGGCGGCGGGGGCGGCGGCCGGCCUGGCGGCGGGCUCCAGCUGGGGAAGGGCCACAGGCCCAGGGGACGGCGGCCUGGAGACCGACGACGAGGACGCAGCAUCGGGCGGCAACCGGACGGGCCACGGCAUCUACAGCUACCGGGCGUGGACUUCGGGAGCGGGGCCCGCCGGCAGCCCGGGCCUCUGCCUACUGCUGGGCGGCGCCCUCAUUGCCCUGGGGCUGCUACAGCCCUAGGC